Molecule: messenger RNA, 8826 nt
Organism: Porites lobata
Lineage: Eukaryota; Metazoa; Cnidaria; Anthozoa; Scleractinia; Poritidae
Source: the annotation of a GenBank genome assembly
AUGGCUUUUGCUCGAACCGAUAAUCUUUUGAGCCCUUACAGAAAGUUUCUCGUCGAACUUUCGUCGUACAUUUCAGGUAACGAUUUGGAGACCUUGAAAUUUGCUGUUGUAGAUUUAAUUCCACGCAGGAAAACGGAGGACGCCAGCAGUGGAUUGAAGUUAUUUGAUGUAUUGGAACAAGAUUUAAGAAUAUCUCCGGGAAAUCUGUCUCUUUUGGAAGAUCUCUUCAAAACAAUUGGCAGGAUGGAUCUUGCUUUGAAAGUGCAGUAUUUUUCAAAAUCGACUUUGGCCGAUAACUCCCGCAAUAACAUAAAUGGUAAGUUGAAUAUUUUGACGAUGUUUUGGUGUUUAAUCCGGAAGCACAUCGCAUAUCGUGAAGAAAACGAGCCACCACGCUAAAUUGUGUUCAGUGGACGUAAAAGAACACUGAAGUACAGUUGAACCCCGAUAACUGGAACUAGGGAAAUCAAAAAAAGUUCGAUCGCGCGAGUUAUCGGGAGUUUGAGUUAGCGAGAGUUUGAAGCAAAUAACCGGAAAUACGAAAAUAAGCAAAUGCAUGGAGAGGGAAUGCAAUUAAGCAAAAAAGUAUACAGGAAUGGACACUGGAUUUGAACUGGAGUGACAAAAAAAAUAAAGACAAAGAAUUGAAACGGUUACUUUGAAAUAAAUUCAAUGUCUUGGACUUCAGUACACGGGUUUUUUUUUUCCUGACUAAUGUCACGCGCUUUAUAACAUGGCUCGAGUUAUCGAAGGUAAAAUUAUCUGAAGGGGAACAAAAAUUACUUCGAGUUAGCGGGAGGUUCGAGCUAUCGAGGGUAAAAUUUCAGUAAAAUGUACGAAGGAAAUCCGGGAAAAUCGACUUUGGUUCGAGUUAGCGCAAGGUUCGAGUUAGCGAGGGUUCGAGUUAUUGCGAGUCAACUGUAAAAUGAUGUUGCAAUGUUGGAACUAUGUUGUCACCGUCCGAAACAGUAUCACAACCAAUGUUGCAACGCUGUGUUUCGCUAAAAAUCGCCGUUGCGAUUCAUUCUGUGUAACCGUCACCUUUAAACGUCAAACGCUUUGCAUGGAAAGGAGGCUGUGUAUUUUAAAACUUUGGUAAACAUGGCUCAGUUGUUCGCAUAUUAUCAGGAUGUGUUGAAUAUAAAAUACUUGCUAACCAAAAAAGCAAUUAUAACCAAAGGUUACAAAGUGCAGGCGACAACGAUCGAAAGUCAAAAUGCUUUUGAUCCAAUGCCGCGUGUGCUUUGGGUUGCGUAACUGUCAUGUGAUAGAUGGUUAACAACUUGUGUCACUUGUCAAGGUUUAAAACACUAAAGCAUUCUUAUUUAAAAUGGUAGUUGAGGAAUAUCUUGAUUUCCUGACAAUGUUUUUCGCAUCCAUCGACCUUAAAAUGUCACACGCAGAUCAGGUUCGUUGAAAGUGUUUGGAAGAUUUACAACUGAAAGUUCCUUUAGAUUGAUAGCGGUGUACCCAUGAUGCCUUAGUAAUGAGGUAGUUCUUGUAUAAGAUCACCUCUUGCUAGAGUAUAAAACUUCGUUUUGUUAUCACACAGCUAUUGUGCUUCAGUACUUACAAUCACACAUAUAAUGUUUAUUGGGGCAAGUAGGACUGUGAAGAUUGAGAGUGACAAUAAAACUUUAUUUUUACCCCCCUGUCAUUUGCAGGCCAUAUAGGUUUAUAUAUUCAAAAUGAUGCUGACGUUACAGAAUGAGAUAUAAUUGGUUAUUCAGUGGAAGAAAGAGACAAUCUUCCCAUGGAUGAAAUAAUUAUGUGUACCAUUCAGCAUUGCUUUGCAAAUGUCUCUGUAAGCCAGUUGUUACUCUCAAACUCAGAAAACAGUGAACAUGCACCUAAAAAAUUUCAGGACUAUUGAUUGUGUAGUGACCAAUCGCAUUUAAGUUCAGGACAUGCAAGCAAACCUCAAAACCACAAACUUAUCACAGUUUCAGCUGUUUGCAGUUUAGUUUUCUCAUGACUUAUUGGCUUUUUCCUCACAAGUGAACACCAUAAUAUUCCAUUACUAUUAGAAUUUCAGCCUUUCACAAUGACAGUGCCUGCUUAGGAGUACAGUCAACUGUCUCUGAGAUGGGCACCUUUGGGACCGGUAUUAAGUGUCCGUCUUAGGGAGAUGUCAGGCCAUCUUCUAGUAUAGAGUCAAGUCAAACAAAGGGAGUAAAUAAAGAUUAAGGGAGAAACUCUAGGUGUCUGUUUUACAGAGGUGUCCAUCUUAUAGAGGUGUCCAUUAAGAGAGAGUCCACUGUAUACAGGAUACAGGUUGUGGCUUCAGUAGGAAAAUGACCUUAGAAAUUAAUUCAGGGCUAUUGAGAACUGUAAAGAAAUUAAGAUACGGAGAUGGCGAUUAUUAUUCAUCUACUAGUGAGGUCUGAAAUCUGCAGAAUGUCUUCUUUGCACUACCCUAUUCCUAGUACACACAUCUUAACCCUUAGAUACCCCCCCACCCAGUCCCUUGACACUCACAAAUCCACCCAGCCCCAGUCAUUGUCUUCUUAAUAAACAUAAAUUACUGGUUGAUCAUUUGCCUGCGUGCAGACGUCUCCUAUUUCCUUUGUUGCACGUGGAAAAGCCCCUUUCCGCGUGCAACAAAGGAAAUAGGAGACGUCUGCACGUAGGCAAGUUGAUCAUUGGCAUGGGUGGAUUUAGGGGUGCGCCACUGAAGAGGGCUGCACUGCCCCCCUCCCCCAUUUUCUUAGAAGUUUUCAAUUGUAUCAGUUUUAAAGAAUUUUCAGUAAAAUAUAGAGUAACUAUUUUGCUGGCUAAAACAUUCUGGCUACCCUCCCCCCGCCCCCUACUUCAUGAAUUUUCUGGAUCAGCCCCUGUAUGGUGAUUCACCUAACUAUAGUUGUAUUGUCAAACAAUAUAUUUUCUCUAUUGUAUAAGGUACAGAGUUUGAAAAUCUGGUCACUGAUGGGGGUGGUGAUGAGGCACCCAAAUGCCAAACAGCAAACUGUGUGGCGAAAAGUGAGUAUACAAUCUCAGGCCUAGUUCUGUUUUUAAUUGUUAAUGGAUUUUGUCUUUUUUGCAUAUUGACUUUCCUCCCCUGCAAAUUCUGAAAUCAGGAGAAUUUGUCUUUUACAAACAUUACUCCUCUUCCCAUGAACUUACCCCUUAUCCACCCUACCCUCCCCAGAUACCCCACCUGACCUUCAAGGUCGUGACACCAGGAGCACCUGCUGACACCCCACCAGUCCCCAACCAUUUUUAAUAUGAACUUUAUUUAUUAGUUGACCCGUCACUGCCUCCCCUUCAACUAGUGAAAUCCCUACCCUUCCAUUUACCUGAACCCUCAAAAUGCACUCCGUUCGGGCGGAGCCUCCCCGUAUAGGCCAUUAUAGGAAGUACCCAUCAGGGUCACUAUGGUAGUUGUAUGAGGCUAGGGUGAUGAAAACCUCUGCUAUUUUCGCCGGGUAUGAUAAGGUUUUAAUUAUAUGGUCAUCCUCAUUAUCUAUAUCUAGGUGUAGAUUUUGAAGAUGUGGUCACUGAUGGGAUUGGUGAUGAAUCAGAGAGUGAUCCUAAUGAGCGAAUGGAAGAUCGUGUAGACAGAAGUAAGUAUACAAUGUCAGGCGGGCCCUGUUGCCGCCUUUGCGUUAUUUUGCUUGCGUAUCGACUUUCCCUCGCCAUGUACCCGAGGAAAAAGGCAACCGAAAGUACAACGUUUUGAAAGCUUACUCCAGAGCGGAUAUGUCUGAUAACACCAUUUACCUGUUCACGUUUACUGAGAGAGCAAAAACGUCAAUUUUCGAAAAGGAUGACGUCAAGGAUCUAGUGGGUGAAAAUAACACUGAACUGCUCCUUGCACUUGUGCCACGGACCUCUGGCAUAUCUUAAUUUUAGUAGUUAACAGAUCAAGAAAUCUAUGGUACCAUGCAUUUUCAUUAUUUUUUUAAUGUAAGACAUAUAACUAUUUUACACGUAUAUCUCAAAGCCAAAACUUCUUUUAAUUUCUAAAAAUGAUUUGUUUCUCUAUUGACUGAAAGAUGAAAGGCAAGUAGGACAAGAUAACACAGCAGCUCUUACGACCGCCUCAGUAGCAACUCAGGGCAUGUUGCUCAGUGCUUGUGAUACACAAACCUUCAGAGGAAUUGAUGGAGCACAUGUUACACAAGCAAUACCAUUUACACAGAUUUCUUCUACUGAGAAAAGUGAAGGUAAGACAAAAAACCUGAUACUUGAGAAUUUCCAAGUAUCAAAUGAACUAUUAUUUUAAGACUGUUUUUCUGGCGGGGUUGUUAUGCCUGGGGUAUUUUCUUGGCAGUCGAGACGACUUUACCCUGACGCUAUCCCGCCAGCUACGCGGGCUAUAUUAUUUGCAAGGUAGAUCUUUAAAGAGCUUUUAAUUAAUAAGGUUCUCAGAUUUUCAUCAUGCCCCGUGCAUUUAAUACAUGGCUUGUUCCUUAGCUGAAAGAAGUACUUUUUGAUGGUUUACCUUCAUGGUAAACGUCUUCCCAGUCUUUCUCCGUUCUCAUUACAGCACGCAGCUUGAGAUCGGGAAGAUUAAGGAAAUAUCUAAUUCCUCUACAUAGUUUUGGGUCGACAUUAGGAUGAGCUGAAUAAAUUUACACCUAACUGCAAUAAAGUUGUCAUAGAAAAAAGCAAAAAGCAAAAAGCCAAAUAGGAAUUAAUUAGCCAUUUGAUUUACAUUUGCGUAUUUUAAUAAUUUAAUAAUUAUUUAAGAAGUCAUUCACAAUAACAAGACACAAUUCUGUAAUUCCGCGCUGUAAGAUUCCGCACAUGAAACACUGAUGUGUGUAACAAAAGGGUCCUGACAAACGAAGCUUGGUUUGUGGCGCGGGAGAGGAACUGGCGGAGGAACGCCUCACCCUCUCCGGGAUGAAAAAUCCUGCCUACGCCCCAGAUUUGUUGCUUGAAAAUUGUGAUCAGAUGUUGUUGUGCACUACAAACCAUGCGCAGACUGGCUUUUCUAUUUAGCACUAAACGAAAAGACGCGUCGCGUUCCUGGAAUUUACCUUAGGCUAUAUUGAUUGAAAAAAAUGGAGCCAUUAUUUCUUUAGUAGUUAUCCGAUGUACGUUUGUAAUUAGAGCACGUUUGAUAUCCGCUAGAUGAAUCAGCCCACCAAGAAACUGAUGCAAAUGAUUUCUCUCAUAUUACGUGAUUAAUAUUCAGCUAUAAGCGUGUGUGUUGUGAAUGUUGCAAGCAAUGAUAAUUAAAUGCUAAUUAAUUCCUAUUUGGCUUUUGGCUUUUUGCUUUUUUCUAUGACAACCUUAUUGCAAUUAGGUGUGUCACUAUCUAGAAUUAAACUUAUGUCAUUUUUCAUCUCUGAAGAGGGCAGUAUUAACCAAAUAACCAAAACGGAAAAUGUAGCGUGGUAAAUAACAUUGUUUGCUUUCAUCGAUUAUCCUUGACUUGUUUUCUUGCUUGACUCAAUGAAUUAAUAUCCGCUUCCAUAAAGUCAUGUUCUAUAUUAUAUUGUUGUAUUUCUGACCAUUUGAACGGAAGGGCGUGGGACAUUGCUUGAAUUGCGAGCUAAGUUUAGAAUUGUAGCUGAAGAGCUAACGAUAUCCCCCUUUUUUCUAUUCCAGGCUCCUCCUUUGCUGCGCCUACUUCCGAGAGGUCAGCCCCUACGCCUGCUCUUACGCCUGCUUCUGCCCCUGCCCCUGCCCCUUCUGUUGCAUCAGAUGGGUCAGGUCGCCUUCAACAUGAUUCCAUUGCGGGACCACCACCUAUGCGAUAUGUCAAUUAUCUGGCGUACCAAGGAUACUCAGUGGAAAUCAUUGGUGGAAAGCACUUUAAAACACCUGAUGGAGAGUUUGUGGAGUUGAAGAGCGGCACACAGUACAAGAUACAUGUCAAGAACUCCCAUGCCUAUAGUAAGGAUGCGUACCUACAUUAAGCCAUACAUUUCAAUCAUAUAAUCCUGACGGUUUUUAUGGGUUAAUCCCGGUCCCGAACAUACGUUUGAAGAAUGCCUUGCAGAAGCUUUAGAUUCAAUAAUUAUCCGACCACCAUUAGUUAAAAAUAGUGAGAUUAAGCGGGAUAAAAACAGAUAGUGAUACGGUAGAAAUACUAUUGAGAUGACACACUGACGUUACCUUGCUAAUAGGCAUGUUCACUCUAUACCGAAUAACUUUGUCGAACCGACACGACAAAGUUGGCCGCUAUAGUACUAAUUUACAUACCUAUCCGAUGUGCGACUCUCCACUCAGUUUAGAGAUCGGAGCGGCCCAAAUUCGCUUCGUUACAGAAAUCGCGCCGAAAUCACCGUUCUUAUGUGUGAAUAGAAACACUAUCCGGUAUCGGUUUCGUUUCAGUGCAAGAGCUAGCUUUCCGGUAUAGAUGAACACAGCCUUAGGUUCACCAGGUUGCCAAAGUCAACCGUCGCAAAGUAAAAAGGCCAUUAAUGUUUUGAGGUUCUUGAUAUAUUCUACUCACAGCUGAUAUUUACAAGCAGGGAGAGAUACAGCAAAAACACUGCCGCAUUUCGGAAGAGAUUUUAGAUUAAAUGAAAGCAGUUUGACGAUUUAAGCUUCGUCGACUGUAAUAGAUUGAACUUGGUCCGCGCCAUGAAAAGACCACAUCUACGGAUAUUUUUUUAUGGUUAACUUUAUGCUCGAUCUCUGUCCUUUGCAAAGGUUGCAACUUAGACGUAUCCAUAGAUGGCUAUGACGUUGGAGGCUGGGUUGUAUAUGGAGGACAGGAGUUAACGAUAGAACGACCAGCUUACGAGGCUAAGAAGUUCACUUUCUAUCGCGUAAAAGCCGCACCCAAAGAAGCUGGUAUUGAAUCUGGCCGGGAUGAAAAUGGGCUCGUUAAGUGUGUGUUCACACCAGAAGCUUUCCUGGACAUCCCAGUUGCUAUUUCCGGCUUACCUCACCCACUGGAAGUGAAUAUUUCCCCAGACGCAACCGUUGGUGAGUUGAAACGUCAAGUACAGAGUCAGCUAAAUGCUGCCAACGAUCCCCAUCAACUUCUUGUUCUGAAUGACGAAGUGUUGUCAAAUUCUUCCCGUUUAAGGUCAGUAUGUAAUAAUUUCGCAAAAUGCACAAGAGAGGCCUUGUUAUAACGACGAUAUCUAGCUAGUAGAAGCUGUGUACUUUUUUAUCAGGUCAGAAACGGUUGCCGAGUUUCUGUCCACCCAGGUCAUUGAAAAUUCCCAGUUUUAAGCCAUCCUUUUUUGGCUGAGAAUUCGUUGCGUUUUUGGUAAAGCCGAAUAAAAACAGUUCGCAUGUUUAUUCUCAGGCUGUUCGCAGUAAAGUAAUAAACUUUUUACUUUCUUGUUGUUUUGUUGUUUUAGUUUCGUUUGUGCGUAAAUCAAACCAAAUACGUUUGGUAGAUUUAGAAAUUUGGAAGGGAUUUUUGCCGGAAUUUAGGACAUUUCGAUUUGGUUAUGUGAUGUUACAUUCAUAAAAUAAGUAUCAGUACCGGAUCCAGACCUUGAGAAAAAAGGGGGGGGGUGGGGUGGCGGAGACGUCAUCCAGAUCCUGAGAUAAGCGGCGGGGGUCCGGUCUCCAAAAAACAUUUCUUGGCCCUUUAAGCCUCAGUUUUUUGGUCUAAAAUUAAGGGGGGGGCGCGCCCCUACCCUGGAUCCGCCCCUGAGUAUUGAGGUUUAAUCUAAAACAUACGCUAGGAAAGAAGCACAGUCAUCUGGUUCUCAACAGGUCACCGGUGGGACCGAUACACAAAUUCACUCGUCCGUGUCAGUGAGCUGUCUUCUGUAGUGAUAAACGAAAAUAGGGACAAAAUGAAGGCAGUGACCAUCUAUUGUUGCCCGUUUUAGGGAAGUGCACAUCCUAUAAGGAUGUCCUUUAGAUUGUAAAAGAGAGUCGUGAUUCAAAUAGAACAUAACAGGGUCGAUAAAACCAUCUGGUAGGAGGCAAUCAUCGGGUAUGGUCAAGGAGUUUAAUUGUCUUGGAAUUGCCGAGAACUUGAAAACCAGCCAGCGAUUAUGAGGAGGAUGUGAAGUCGAGAACACUGCUUACUACUCGGUAGCCUGUUCCAGGCGUUCAGAUAGUGGGGAGCGGUACGAAGUAAAAAGGACCGCAAAAAAAUAAAAGGGAGCGAGGAGGAGAGGUGAGAGAGGGAACCGCACCCCUCUCCCCAGUCCCCCUCUACUUUCAUCGCUUUCUUUACUUUGCACCGAUCUCCACUAUCUGAACGCUUGGAACAGGCUAACUACUCGGCUUCGCUACCUCCAAUAGGCGAGCGCGUUCUUGUCAUAGAUGGUAAGACCUUUAACCAAGGGUUAUCGAUCGGGCAGCUUCCAAGGUAAACUUGUUAAGAAUUGGUUUGGAUGUUUUAACAUUAAUUUUCUUAUUAUAUAUAGCUACUUGGUGAAAUCACCUGGAAACUUGAGAAACCUGAGAUUAAUUGAUGCCGAAUUGGAGAUAACAGUCGAGGCAUCGUCUAGUGAAAGAUUUCCGGUAAAGAUACAACCAAGCAAAGCGAAUGUCAUUGAUUUGAUGGCUGUGAUAGAGGAGAAGCUUGGCAUUCCCGUAAAGGACCAGAAAGUCUACUACGGGAAAGCCCGACUGUCAGACGCACCACGGAGAAGCCUUCCUUCGAAACUCAUCUGCAGUUUACGGCCAAGUGUAGUAGUGAUUGUACCAGAAUACAUCACUAUAACUGUUGAGGACAUGGAAAGUGGCGAGGGUUGCAUAGUGAAGGUUGAUAAAGCAAAGACUUUGAAGGACCUUGUGGAUGAAAUAUCACUGUGCAAAAACAUGUCAGAAACUGAAAAAGCCGCCGUUACAUUUUAUUUCAAAGGACAAGGACUCUGUCCUUCCGAAAAUGACCAAUCCUUAUCAAGCCUUGGCUUUGGCAGUGGUUCCAAGAUAGAAAUGAAGAGGUGA